AUGGCACAUAAACACUCCUUUGAAGCAUUGGAUAAAAGUUUGCGUGACAUAAUGAGUUGUUGUUAUGAAAAUAGUAAAGACAAACCAUUUGGUGGACUCACAGUUGCUUGUGGUGGUGACUUUCGGCAAAUUUUGCCAGUAAUACCAAGGGGAAAUCGAGCCGACAUUGUGAAUGCCGCACUAAAUUCAUCUUAUUUGUGGCCUUUGUUCAAAGUAUACGAGCUCAAUGAGAAUAUGUGUUUGCAAUGCAACACUUUGUCACCGACAAAUAUGAUAAAUAUUAAGGCGUUUGACUCAUGGAUGUUACAAAUCGGAAAUGGCAUUGCCUACGAUGAUGUAACAAAUGAAUUGCUAAAGUUGCCCGCUGGCAUCUUCCCAAAAACAAUUGGCAACCCAAUUGAAUCAGUGGUUGAAAUGAUAUAUCCUUCUCUCUUGGAAAACUGUAAUUGUCCUUCAUAUAUAACUGAAAGGGCAAUUCUCACGCCAAAAAAUGAUAUGGUCCAAGAAUUGAACACAUUUAUCAUGGACAUGCUUCCAGGAGAAGGAAAAAUAUAUCUAAGUUCAGACACAGUUUGCAAAGGAAGUGUACAAACAAAUGAGGAAGACCUCCUUUAUCCAACUGAAUUCUUAAAUGGUUUGCAAUUCAAUGGCGUACCAAAUCACGAGAUUCAGCUAAAGGUAGGAGCCCCGGUUAUGUUAUUACGCAACAUCAAUCAAACAGAAGGAUUGUGCAAUGGAACACGAUUGAUCGUCACAUUACUUGGAACAUAG
Messenger RNA from Cynara cardunculus var. scolymus (artichoke), 771 nucleotides. RefSeq lists its product as uncharacterized. The coding region runs from base 1 to 771 and encodes 256 amino acids. The transcript has a single exon. Lineage: Eukaryota; Viridiplantae; Streptophyta; Magnoliopsida; Asterales; Asteraceae. Gene Ontology annotation, molecular function: DNA helicase activity. The record is from RefSeq and is a predicted model, not a curated record. Gene Ontology annotation, biological process: DNA repair; telomere maintenance.